AUGUCUACAUCACAGUCCCGCUUCUGGUGGCUGCUGCUGCCGCCGCCAGCAGAGGACCCACUGCCUCCUGAGCUGGCAAUUCCCGACCCAAAACCCCCGCCGUCGAGAUUCUGGACUUGGUCUACUCAAGUAACAUCAGACAAUGCCGAUCUGGCCAUGCCGCCUACAAAGGGCCCAGAUGACACCGCUGUCAAGAAUUCCACAGUAGAAACUUCGAGCUUUUGGGCGCUGAUGUUUGGUCUGGGCGCCCAAGAAGAUAAGCCUCCAUCUGAAAAUACUGAAGCAACCAACAUGCAAGAUGGUGCCAGUUGGUGGUCUGGAUGGCCAUUCUUCCUGACGGUGGCCGAUGAUCCUGAAAGCGACGUUGGAGAUAGUGCUACAGCAGAGCUUUUCAGAUCAGCGAAAUUUGCUGUCGAAACAUCCAGAGAUUCAUGUCAUUAUGCCAUCUAUUGCAAGUAUGGAACUCAAGAUGUGGAAUUGGCAGUGGCAGGAACCAAAACAGAGGCUCAGGCAGUCAAAUAUAACCACAAAAAACGUCCACUUACCUCCAGUGAAGUGAUGGAAAAUGCUUUGGUGAAGCAGAAAAAGGCAGAACUGCCCCCGUGCAAUGAUACGAACGGUGAGAAUACUACGAGCAUUGUGAACAAGACUGGUGAGCUUAACAAGAAGUUAGAUUCCCAGCUCAAGCUGCCUACAAUCUCAGACCUGGGCUGCAAUCCGACUCCACUCCCAGCUACCAAGCCAGACAAUGCGUCCUCGAGUCUUCGACGAAAAGAACAUCACGGAGCUAGUGUAUUUCCCAAAUUCGACUCCAACUUCCGUACAAUCACUGUCACUACCAAAAUGAGACUUGUGGGGGAGGCCUUCUUGCAUGGUUCUAACACAUCGGAAAAGCAUUUGUAUAAGUCCACUGACAGACAGGUCAGUGCCAAAAAACGCAAGAGGAUUAAGAAGGUGGUGGUCAUCAGUAUCCACAGCUUUCUUCCUGCAAAGUUUGUUAAGUCUCUUAUAGGUCAGAGUACUGGCAAUGCUGUAUCUUUCGCUAGUAAGGCUCUGGCAGCCAUUGAGCGGUGGAUUUCAAGUAAUGAAGAUGUCACCUGCGAUAUUGACACUAUUGCAUUGGAGGGACAGGGAACCAUCAAGAAUCGAGUGAACAAAUCCUUGAAACUCCUACAGAAUUGGAAACAUGAAAUCAACAGUGCGGAUUUUGUAUUUGUCGUUGCCAACUCUAUCGCUAGUCCCGUGGCUAUCAAGCUCGUUUCGCAGAUGCUAGAGUCUCCACACUUUGAUCAACUACGAGGAAAAAAGGUUGGGUUGCUCAGUAUUGCCGGAACCAUAUUCGGGCCCUUUUACAAUACAGAUACCAAGAUUGUCAUUCGGGCUUACACUCAGGCAGAGAAUGAGGUGAUCAGCGAGAUGUUAGAAUUGCAACGACCCAAGUCUGCGCUAAGCAAGGAUUUGGUGCAGUGUAUCGGCCACUUAUGCUCAUGUAAUGUUAAAGUGACUAUGGUGGGAGCGGUCAACGACCAAUUCGUUCCGCUUUACUCGGCAAUUGGUAACCAAAUCCGCCAUCCCAACCUUUUCAAAUGCAUGUAUGUCGAAGGAAGUAGCGAUACUCCUCCGUUCAUGGUACAACUCAUGUCCAUGGCGUUGACAAUGAUUAACGUUGGAUAUGGAGACCAGAAUCUUGUGCGAGAUUUGAGUGACCGACUUCAGGGUGGAGUGACUAUGAUGGGUUCACAUGGAAGUGUCUUCUACGAAAACGAGGUUUACGACGUAGCGGUCCGGUUUGCGUUGGAGACAACUAGUCUUGUGUACCAUUCUCCGGCCAGGUGUGAACGACUCGCUCCCAUCACCGCCGAGGCUGACAAGAAUCUAUAUAAUUUGCCAUGGAACGUAAGAGGACUUGUCAAUGAUCUCGUGAAGAUUAAGCACAUUCUGAAUAUGGAGUUGCUACGGAAUAUUGUUGAAGAGUACAUUCGCUGGGAACCCACCACUCGGUCAUGGAGAGAGGUUCGAUACUGUUUUGCUGCUUUAGAGGAUAUUACAGUUGAUGACCUACUCUUGUAA
Molecule: messenger RNA, 2070 nt
Organism: Sungouiella intermedia
Lineage: Eukaryota; Fungi; Ascomycota; Pichiomycetes; Serinales; Metschnikowiaceae
Source: the annotation of a GenBank genome assembly